GUCGAAUUUGUGACCUUUUAAAUACAGAAUCAAAGGCUUGUCCACGCCAGUCAAGGAACGGGAAGAGCUGAUUCUAUUCAAGAUGACUUCUAUCGAUUAUCAAGGUGGCAAGCGCUAUGGACAACUUCGAACCGACCAAGAAAGAAAUCUAGAUGAAAUCAACAAGUCCUUCGUAGACAGCGGCGAUUACGAUGACGAAGAUGACUACCCUGAUCUCAACGAUCGGCUGGAAGGCUACAAAAAGCAGUUCAUGGAAUUUGACGAAGAUAAUUCGGGGGAUAUCGACAUCAUGGAACUCAAACGCAUGAUGGAAAAACUUGGACAAGCGAAGACCCACUUGGAGCUGAAGAAAAUGAUCGCUGAAGUCGAUACAACGAACUCAGGAACAAUUUCGUAUACCGAAUUUCUGACAAUGAUGCUCGGAAAGAAAUCAAGUGUUCUGAAAUUGAUCUUGAUGUUUGAAGAAAAGAAGAAGGAGAAAGCAAAACCGAAAGGCGUCGCCCCAAAGAGAGAUCUUUCCAGCUUACCUUAGGCAGGCGUCUAUUCAGUGAUCAGCCUUUCGUUCGGCUGUCACACAAAAAAGGGUGAAAAGGCUGCGUGACUGUCAGAAGGAAUAUGGCAGUCUACGUUUAUUCAAAUAUAACUGCUUUAAAUCAUAUUUUUACAACAGUAAAGAACUUUCAUGAUUUCAAGAAUCAAUUUAUAACGAAUUACUCAAACGGCGUAGGUAUUUAGGGACGUGUCAAUAAAACGUUCGUACCAGUACGGAGUUUGCGUUUAAAAGGAGGUCAAAAUUUAUAGCCCGUUUAAAAUGUAGAGAACGAGUGCCAGUUAAUGAAUGAAAAUUGAAACUCGGUGUGUCAGCAUUCAUAAACAAAUUGCAUGAGACUUUAUCAUUAGAAUAUCAGUCUUUUUCUGACAGAAAGGGGUGAUAAUUUGUAAUUAAUAGCGUGAAAAAACUCAGAAAAUCGAUACGUCACUUCAACGUGAUUUGCAAUAAACAGUAUAUUUUUA
Messenger RNA from Pocillopora verrucosa, 1014 nucleotides. RefSeq names its product allograft inflammatory factor 1. Gene Ontology annotation, biological process: ruffle assembly; actin filament bundle assembly. Gene Ontology annotation, cellular component: ruffle membrane; actin filament. The record is from RefSeq and is a predicted model, not a curated record. NCBI's taxonomy places the organism in Eukaryota, Metazoa, Cnidaria, Anthozoa, Scleractinia, Pocilloporidae. Gene Ontology annotation, molecular function: actin filament binding; calcium ion binding.